AUGGUCCCCCUCCUCACGACCCUCACCGCCGCGCUCCUCGCCACGGGCGCCGUCGCCCACCCGGGCGGCCACAUGAACCGCGACGUGCUGCGCCGACAAGCGCAUCUCGACCACCCGGAGCGCCGCAGCGUCGAGCACUGCAAGAAGGACCUGGUAGCGUCGGGGUGGGUGCGCGAGCAGCACAUGCGGCGCGAGGCCCGGCUGCACGAGCUGCGCGUCGCCGCGGGGUUCGCGAAGCCCCACGAGCUCGUCCGUCGCGACCCCGCGGAGGUCGAGGAGAAUUAUGGCGCUGAGGCUGCGUGCACGCUUGACCCGGAGGUUACGGAGGGUCCGUACUAUGUCGCCGGCGAACUGAUCCGUAAGGACCUCCUGACGGGCGAGAAGGGCGCCAUCACCCAUUUCGACCUGAACAUCAUUGACACGUCGACGUGCAAACCCAUCACCGACGCGUACGUCGAGAUCUGGGGAUCCAACGCCACCGGCGUCUACACGGGCGUGCAAGCUCGCGGCAAUGGCGACGGGUCCAACUCUGCCGUCUUCACCAACGCCCUGCGCGGCGUGCAGCCCACCGCAGCGAACGGCACCGCGUCUUUCAUCACCAUCAUCCCAGGGCACUACGUCGGCCGCGCCAAUCACAUCCACACGAUCAUCCACCACGGCGCCAAGCUCCUCCCCAACAACACCAUCUCGGGCGGCACCGUCUCACACAUGGGCCAAUUCUACAUCGAGCAGAACUUCCUCGGGCAGGUCGAAAAGACAUCCCCCUACAACACCAACAAGCAGAAGCAGACCCUCAACAACCAAGACAUCCUCCUCAACAUGGGCAAGCAGGGCGGCGACGACCCCUUCAUGAAGGUGUCCCUCAUCGGCUCCAAGAUCGAGGACGGUCUGUAUGCGUACGUCGAUGUGGGCGUUAACCCCAAGGCCACGAGGAAGCCGGACCCGGUCAACUUUUGGACGGAUAAGGGCGGGAUUCCAGUGCCCGGGAGUGGGUGGGCGGGAUACCCGGAUACGUGCAGGAAUUGUGGGUUUGGGGGUGGGAGGCCGCCGACUGUGAAGGGCAGGGAGGCGGAGGCGGAGGCGGAGAUUGAGGUCCAGGAUCUUGAUGCUGAGUAGAUUUGUGAGUGAGUGAGUGUGAUGGUAGAGGUGCUGGUGAGGGUGCGUGAGUGGUUGAUGGACAUAUACACGUUUGUUUGUGUGGUGCUUUUUUGUAUAUAUCUAUGAGUUGGUUCAGCAUGAAAGAGAAUCUUCUGGCCAUUCGAG
Messenger RNA from Aaosphaeria arxii CBS 175.79, 1263 nucleotides. RefSeq names its product protocatechuate dioxygenase. The transcript is spliced from 4 exons. Gene Ontology annotation, molecular function: oxidoreductase activity, acting on single donors with incorporation of molecular oxygen, incorporation of two atoms of oxygen; iron ion binding. NCBI's taxonomy places the organism in Eukaryota, Fungi, Ascomycota, Dothideomycetes, Pleosporales. Bases 1 to 1116 code for a protein of 371 amino acids. The record is from RefSeq and is a predicted model, not a curated record.